AUGGGGGAAGAAGGAGGCGGCGAUGGGCGGGGGUGGGGAAAGAAGGAGGUGAUAAUUGGCCGGGACGGAGAUGGAGAAAACUGGGAUGGCAACGGCGGGGGUUUGGGGAAGAAGGACACAGUGACGAAUGCAGAUCAUUGUGAGAAAUGUCCAGAAGACCACUAUCCAAACAAGGGUCAGGACCAAUGUGUCCCCAAAGUGAAAACCUACCUGACCUAUGAAGAAUGGUUGGGGACCGUCCUAGCUUUCUUUGCUUUCUUCUUGGCCCUCACCACAGCUAUUAUAUUAGCAACCUUCAUUAAAUACAUGGAAACUCCAGUAGUCAAAGCUAACAACCGGGACCUCUCCUACAUUCUCCUCAUCUCCCUCCUGCUGUCCUUUUUGUCCUCCUUUCUGUUCAUUGGCCAUCCAAGGAAGGUGACCUGCCUUCUCCAACAAACUGCUUUCAGCAUCAUCUUCUCUGUUGCUGUCUCUUCUGUGUUGGCCAAAACUAUCACAGUGGUGGCCGCAUUCAUGGCCACUAAGCCAGGGAACAGGAUGAGGGGAUGGCUGGGGAAGUGUUUGGCCAACUCCAUUGUCAUUUCUUGUUCCAGUGUUCAAGUUGGCAUCUGCACCAUCUGGCUGGGAAUAUCUCCACCCUUCCCUGACGCAGACAUGCACUCCCAACCUGGACAGAUCAUCCUGCGGUGUAACGAAGGGUCUGUUGCCAUGUUUUAUAGUGCCUUGGGCUACAUGGGCUUCCUGGCGACUAUCUGUUUCAUGGUGGCUUUCUUAGCCAGGAAGCUGCCUGGGGCAUUCAAUGAAGCCAAGUUGAUCACCUUCAGCAUGUUGGUCUUUUGUGGUGUCUGGGUCUCCUUUGUACCCGCCUACCUGAGCACAAAGGGGAAAUACAUGGUGGCUGUGCAAAUCUUCUCCAUCUUGGCCUCCAGUGCUGGGUUACUGGGUUGCAUCUUUCUUCCCAAAUGCUACAUAAUUGUACUGAGGCCUGAUCUGAAUAGAAAAGAACAUCUAAUGAUCAAAUGA
This is a messenger RNA of Hemicordylus capensis (graceful crag lizard), 1023 nucleotides long. Its product is annotated as vomeronasal type-2 receptor 26-like. The record is from RefSeq and is a predicted model, not a curated record. Gene Ontology annotation, cellular component: membrane. Gene Ontology annotation, biological process: G protein-coupled receptor signaling pathway. The transcript is spliced from 2 exons. NCBI's taxonomy places the organism in Eukaryota, Metazoa, Chordata, Lepidosauria, Squamata, Cordylidae. Bases 1 to 1023 code for a protein of 340 amino acids. Gene Ontology annotation, molecular function: G protein-coupled receptor activity.